This is a messenger RNA of Penicillium verrucosum, 1578 nucleotides long. Its product is annotated as putative MFS monosaccharide transporter. Lineage: Eukaryota; Fungi; Ascomycota; Eurotiomycetes; Eurotiales; Aspergillaceae. Gene Ontology annotation, biological process: transmembrane transport; carbohydrate transport. Gene Ontology annotation, cellular component: membrane. The transcript has 3 exons. Bases 1 to 1578 code for a protein of 525 amino acids. The record is from RefSeq and is a predicted model, not a curated record. Gene Ontology annotation, molecular function: carbohydrate:proton symporter activity.
AUGGCGCCGAAAUAUGCUGGCAUGUCCGGCAAACCCUUGGGGUUGACGGUGUCGACCAUCGCCACUAUGGGUUUCCUGCUUUUCGGUUACGAUCAGGGUGUUAUGUCCGGAAUUAUUGAUUCCGAUGCCUUCGGCAGGUUCAUGCCUCUCACCCAUGGCGACUCCACCAUGCAGGCCUUGGUGACUGCCGUCUACGAGUUGGGCUGUCUGGCUGGUGCCAUGUACGCCUUGUUCGCUGGUGACAAGCUUGGUCGUCGUCUCAUGAUUAUACACGGUGCCUAUGUCAUGAUCAUUGGUGUUAUCAUUCAGAUCUGUGCCAUCAAGGGCCAUGGAGCUACCGCCCAGUUCUUCGUCGGCCGUAUUAUCACUGGUAUUGGAAACGGAAUGAACACUUCGACUAUCCCUACCUACCAGGCCGAAUGUUCGCGUUCCUCCAACCGUGGUCUUCUCAUCUGUAUCGAGGGUGGUAUCAUCGCCAUUGGUACAAUGAUCGCCUACUGGAUUGACUUCGGUGCCUCCUACGGCCCCGAUGACCUCGUCUGGCGUUUCCCCAUUGGAUUCCAGAUCUUCUUCGGCCUUAUUAUUAUCAUUGGUAUGUACUACUUGCCUGACUCGCCUCGCUACCUUAUCUCCAAGGGUAAGGUGCACGAGGGUGAGUAUGUGCUCGCUGCUCUCGGUGGCUACGAAAUCGAGUCCCACGAGACCCAGCUCCAGAAGCAGCUUGUCAUCGAGUCCAUUGAGGCUGCUGGUGUUGCUGCCGGUGCUGGUUACUCUGAUCUUCUCACUGGUGGUAAGACUCAGCACCUGCGCCGCAUGCUUAUCGGUUCUUCAUCCCAAAUCGCCCAGCAGCUGUCUGGUUGCAAUGCUGUGAUUUACUACCUGCCUGUCCUCUUGAAGAAGUCUCUCGGUCAGAAUGAGUUCAUGUCCAUGCUUAUCGGUGGUAUCAACAUGAUUGUAUACGCUAUAUUCGCUACCUUCUCCUGGUUCUUCAUUGAGAAGAUUGGUCGCCGCAAGCUCUUCAUUGGUGGUAUGACAGGUCAAAUGGUUUCUAUGAUCAUCGUCUUCGGUUGUUUGAUCCCCGACCAGACCGGUCCUUCCAAGGGUGCUGUAUUUGGUCUAUUCCUGUACAUGUCCUUCUUCGGUGCCUCCAUCCUGCCCCUCCCCUGGUUGUACCCCGCCGAGAUCUCGCCUCUCCGUACUCGUGCCAAGGCCAAUGCCGUCUCCACUUGCUCCAACUGGCUGUUCAACUUCACCGUCGUGAUGAUCACCCCGGUUAUGAUUGACAGUAUCUCCUGGGGUACCUACCUCUUCUUCGCCACCGCUGGCCGCAGUCUGGAGGAGAUUGAUCUCAUCUUCGCCAAGGGCUUCUGCGAGAACAUGAGCUAUGUCAAGGCUGCCAAAGAGCUGCCCAAGCUCACUGAUGAGGAGAUUGAGGCCAAGGCUGCUGAGUAUGGCUUCCAGUCUAGCCAACGCCAGGGCGAUAUGGAGAAUGCCGGUGAGAAGGGUUCCCCUCGCAGCGGCUCCAGCGAGGGUGAGGAACUCCACGAGGAGACCGAGAACUCCAAGAACGUCUCAUGA